AUGUCUUCAGUAAUAAUAACUUCAUCAUUCCGGGUUCCUGCGUUUUGCGAAAUACCUGAGGAAGUCUUUCAUUGUCAAAUAUUCAUUCAUUUCGAUUAUGUUUGGAUGUAUAGAGUAUUUCGUUUGGUUUGUAAACAUUCCGAUCGUAUUGUUACGAGAAAUUCUUUCUCAUCCGUGAAUGAAUUGAAAGUCUUUUUGGAUAAUAAUGUUUACAGAACGAGGAGCUUUAUAGAAUGUUGUGAGAAGGGAUAUUUUCAACAUGUAAAAUCGUUGAGAAUUUGUGGAGGACGAGAAUUGUCUCAAUUAUCAAAAGAUAUGGAUCUAAUUGAUGUGUUUGAUGAUGAUUCGUGUUGUUCACUUCAGAGAUUGGAUACAUAUUUAAAUUGUUUUCCGAAUUUACAAAAAUUACAAUUGGAUAAGAGGUACUUUGAUGAUUCUAUUGUGAAAGGGAUGAUCAAUUGUCAGAAUUUAAAAAAUUUAACGCAUCUUGAUCUCUUCUCUGCACGUAUACACGACAAAUCUAUUUCAUUAAUUGUAUCAAACCCACUGUUUUCCAAUUUAACAUGUUUACGCAUGAAUCAAAUCCUUGGAAAAGAGUGUGUGAAACGAAUUUGUUCAUCUCCCUACCUGUCAAAUUUGAGAGAUUUACAAUUGUUGACCUGCAAGAUUGGAGAUGCUGGACUGUAUGAGAUUUCACAAAGUACAACCCUUAAACAAUUAACCGCUCUUGAUUUGUAUGGAAAUGACAUUUCAUUCGAUGGAGUGAAAUACAUUGAACAUAGUUCAGUAUUUAACAAUCUUAUCUCACUCAAUUUACAAGAAAAUAACAUUCCAACAGAAGGUAUCGAAUAUUUGGCAACGUGUAAAAAUUUAUCAAAUCUUGAAGAAUUUAAGUUUGGGCGUGUUUUAACUGCCGUCUCCAUUCGUGAAAUUAUUGCAAUUUUCAACGGACCAAUGAAAAAAAGUAGGAGCCUUUUAUUUUCACCAAGCUCGGAUGCAGAGUUUGAACAAUUCAUCUCCUGUAAGAAUAUUUCAUCAUUGAAAUCUCUUGAUAUGAAUUGCUGCUGCUUAUUUUCAAAUCAUGGGUUGACAUUGUUGACCAAUUGCGAAAAUUUAUCACAAUUAGAAACACUCAGGAUUGGAUACACAAAAGUCACAAAUUUCAUGCCAUUGAUCACGAGCAAGUACUUGAAAAAUCUCACUGCUUUGAAUGUGUCCGGACAAGGAACUCUUACUUCGAGUACUUUGUUAGAACUGUCAAAAGCAUUUCCCAAACUCAAAGUUCUGGACUUUGCUGGAAACGAUGGAAUUUCCAUGGAUAGUAUUUUACAGUCUCUCGACCAUUUAAAGUAUUUAGAAGUACUGUAUUUACCAAACAUUGACUGGGUCUCACCGGAAAAGAUUCAACAAUUUGCUUCUCACCCGGUCAUGGCACGACUCACUCAUCUCACGUGCACAAAUAAGAAGAAUGAUUUCAUCAUGAAUUUCUUUGGAGAGUUUUCACAGCUUGAGAAUUUAACCUAUCUCAACAUGAGAGGGCAACCUUUGAGUGUUGAGGAGGUUCAAGUGUUGGCCUCAACUCCAAAACUGAGGAAUUUGAGAUACUUGUUUCUGCCUAGAGGAUGUCCCGCCACACCAUUGUGUGACAUUCUCAAGAAAAGUCCCUAUCUUUAUGGAAUUAACGAUGGAGAGAGAAACCAUUUGGAAGGCUUGUUUUAUUAA
Naegleria lovaniensis is the source of this 1722-nucleotide messenger RNA. RefSeq lists its product as uncharacterized. NCBI's taxonomy places the organism in Eukaryota, Heterolobosea, Eutetramitea, Acrasida, Naegleriidae. The transcript has a single exon. The record is from RefSeq and is a predicted model, not a curated record. Gene Ontology annotation, biological process: SCF-dependent proteasomal ubiquitin-dependent protein catabolic process. Bases 1 to 1722 code for a protein of 573 amino acids. Gene Ontology annotation, cellular component: SCF ubiquitin ligase complex. Gene Ontology annotation, molecular function: protein binding.